This is a messenger RNA of Aplosporella prunicola CBS 121167, 4161 nucleotides long. RefSeq lists its product as uncharacterized. The coding region runs from base 1 to 4161 and encodes 1386 amino acids. Gene Ontology annotation, molecular function: ATP hydrolysis activity; ATP binding; DNA binding. The record is from RefSeq and is a predicted model, not a curated record. Lineage: Eukaryota; Fungi; Ascomycota; Dothideomycetes; Botryosphaeriales; Aplosporellaceae. Gene Ontology annotation, cellular component: nucleus. The transcript is spliced from 2 exons.
AUGAACCUGGGCGAUCAGCCGAAUCUACAUCCUUUCUUUUCGAAAGCGCAGCGCAACCAAUCGCCCGAACUCGACGAAAUCAAGGUCGCCCAAACUGGCCCUCCUGCCCACGACGAGAACCACCCAAACCACGAAGAGGCCGCUCAGCGCCCACGGGGUCGAGGCCGGCCCUUGGGGUCGAAAACGCAUGGCGGAAAGCGGAAGUCUGGGGAAGCAUUGCCUGUCAGAAAGGUAAAGCAGGCCUCACUUGUGCAAUUUGCACAGACUGGAAAUAGCAGGAAACAAGAGACGGAUGAUAAUGCCCAUGGAGCAUCAGCACAAGAUUCCUUAGUCGAGGAUCCGAACAUUGGUCGCCGCAAGCGUCAGCGGACCAACUCGCCUGAAGCAAAUCGAGGCACACAUGAGGAAGCGUUCACCGAAGCAGGAGCCCCGGAUGCUGUCGGUGACGAGUCUGCGCAGCCUGGCUCGCUCUCCUGGCAUGAACAAUUGGAGGCGGAAGCAGGCAGAGAUGAAAAUGCGAUUCUGGUUCAAGCUUCAAGCCCUGGGGCAAGAGACCCAGAAUUGACUCUUAACGGUUCAGAAGCAGUUGCAGAUUCUUUCCCAUUACUUGAGGAACGCGAAGAAGUAACUCAGACGAUACCGCCUGUCGUCUCGUCACCUCCCCAGUCCGGCCUUGACGACACUGGAUCCGCGCUCGAGGAUGAGAGCAGCAUUGCUAUAGCCAGCACAUCUUCAAGCAAGCCGGGCCCCAAAAAGAAGAUGCUGCGACUGAAGGCAAACGGUCGCUUCAGCUCUCCUGUAUCUAUUGCCCCGCCUCCACCUUCUUCGCCACCAUCUAUUUCUGCAAUACCCAAGGAAAUCGAGCCAAUCCAUGAGCCCGUGCACAACUCCACUUUAGCAAGAUCAUCGCCCCCCAGACGGAGUCCUCCAAGGAAGAUGUUGCGACUUAAUGCGAAAGGUCGUCUAAGCUCUCCCAUUCCUCAGGAACCGCCAGUUGAAGAGCCAAAGCCAAGGAGAACGCGGGGGAGAGGCCGUAAUAAGGAACCGAAGCAACUCAUUGUGAAGAUAUCGUACAAAAAGGGCGACUCAGGAACAGCUUCAAUGGCUGAAGACAUCAACCGGAUUAUGAUAGGCGCACAGCGGGCCCCUGCUCAGAAGCAAAAGCAGCCGUCGAUGCGUCCUGAACCAUCCGGUCCGCCGAAACCGACUCAUCCCUUUUUCUCUGGUAAGCCUGUUGGUAAAACGAAGGACGAAAGUAAAGAUGGGCCACCUGAGGCCGCAGUACAAAAAUCACCUUUAAAAACUGCCGGCAAGCGUGAAACGGCAAUUACACCGGGAAAGCUGCGAGCUCAAGCACGCGCUAAUCACGCUACUGCCGAUGAUUUUCCCAGCUUUGGUUUCAAUACCAAAACACGCAAGCAUCCUGGAGGAACUGUUGAUGCUCCAUGGCCUUGGAAGGGCGUCGUACGUGUUGGAAAUGACUCGGGAGAUUCCCCAUUUCCACAAAAACCAAUACCAUCAGAAGACCUGAAAGCACGCCGGAAACUCAAGGACAAUGUGUAUCAAAUUUCCGGCGAUGAGUCCAUUCUAUCGGCCCUUUGUACACAUAUCCGUCAAGACCCUUUAGCAUCGCUUGGCUUUACACCCAACUCUCAAUCACCUAUUCUGCGCAAGCCAAAUCGCUUGCUGACUACUGGUGUGAAAAUACAAGAGAGCAUACGGGACUACAUUGGCGCAUUUGCUUCCACUGGCACUAGUUCGGUGCAGUCAUCCGAAGUUCUCGCGGAAGAUUGUCAACUUAAGUCGUCUCAGUACACGACGCAUCCGGCACUGAAGACACUCUACGACGAAAUAGAAAACACUUUAACCCCAUUUGAUCAAGGGACCUGCGAAAAGCUGCCUUGGGCCCAAAAAUAUGCACCCAAGCGUGCCGUCGAUGUGCUCGGCUCUGCAAGAGAAGUUGCUGUUCUACGGGAAUGGUUGGAGGCGCUCAGGGUUUCAGCGGUAGAGGCUGGCAGCAAGGAAACACCCAAAAACCAAUCAUCAAAGAAAAAAGGCGCAAUGACAAAACCACCAAAGAAGAAGAGAAAGAAGACGGCUGAUAUGGACGACUUUGUCGUGGAUGACGACGUGGACGCAUUAGGGGGGCUGGACGAAGUCAGUGAUCCAGACGAGUUAGCCUCACUUGACUCCGGCCAGGGAGCAAGGAAAUCUAUGAUUCGUCAAGGUGACGGUAUAAUCAAUGGCAUCCGCACGACCAAACUCAGCAACGUAGUGCUUUUGAGUGGGCCACAUGGUUCAGGAAAAACUGCAGCAAUUUUCGCCGUUGCAAGGGAACUCGGCUUCGAGAUCUUCGAAAUCAACUCAGGUAGCCGUCGUAGUGGCAAGGACGUCUUUGACAAAAUUGGCGAUAUGACAGAGAAUCAUCUUGUCCAGCGGAAGGCGCGAGAGUCGGUAGCAACAACAGCAGACCAAGCCAUUACAGAGUCAGAUUCUGAACAACGCCUAGCCGAUGCGGUACAGAAGGAUAUUGAGAGUGGACGACAAAAGAGCAUGGCCUCUUUCUUCAAACCAACAAACCAGCCCAAGCCGAAAACUUCGAAACCGGAUAUCAAGGAACAGCCGAAAAAAGCUUCACUCGCUCCGAAAGAGAUAGCACAGGGGAAUCUGGGAGACAAGCCGAAACAGAGCCAAAAGCAGUCGCUGAUCCUGCUGGAAGAAGUUGACGUUCUUUUCGAAGAAGACAAAAACUUCUGGACGACAGUGGAGAGCCUAGCACUGAGCUCUAAGCGCCCUAUCAUCCUCACCUGCACUGAUGAGAGCCUCGUACGGAUGCAUGAAACUUCUUUCCAUGCAAUUCUGCGCAUGUCUUCUCCGCCUGCAGCUCUGGCUACCGACUACAUGUUGCUUCUUGCGGCAAGGGAAGGCCACCUUCUUGAGAGAGAUGCCGUGUCCAGUCUGUAUGACUGCAAGAAUCAAGACCUCAGGGCAAGCAUCAUGGAACUUGACUUUUGGUGCCAAAUGGGUGUCGGUGACCAGAAGGGUGGUUUGGAGUGGAUGUACCAGCGUUGGCCACCCGGCAAAGACGUCGACGAAAAUGGACGGACACUCCGUGUUGCCAGUUGCGGCGCCUACCAGAAAGGCAUGGGCUGGGUCAGCCGUGACUUGCUAUUGGAGCCUAGCCACGCUGGAUUUGAUAGAGAGCACGAGUUCUUGCGCGAGCUCACGGAAUCUUGGCACCUGCAGACUGAGGAGUGCACGACUUCAGCCCAGCGUAACGAUCCUGAGCAGCGAACCGAUCAAGCCAUCUCUCAAGAAUCGAAUUUGAAAUCGCUGGAAGGGGUUGAAUGCUCGCUGGAUAUGCUCAGCGCUGCCGACGUGUUCUGCAAGAUCGAUGUUCCCGCGAGAACCAAGGUUGAAAUGGACGCAACCCAACCACCGAUGCCGGAGAAAGCGAAAAGCAGCUACAUUGAUGGCUAUCCUCUCAUUCAAGCAGACCAGCUUCACGACUUUACCAAUUUUGAUGCAAACCUCGCCAUCAGUUCACACCUGGCCACAAGUCGUUACUAUUGUCGCCAAGCACCCAAAAUUGAAAGCCAGCCUAUCUAUACUGACCUAGUGGUCUUGCCAUUAAGCAACGAGACGCACAUCCUAAACUCGAUUCUCACCCACAUUGCUACCAGCAGAGAUCCGGCCUCAAAGCCGUUGAGUCGUGUCGACUUUUUUGCAUUCGAUCCGCUUGCCGAACCACCGACGAACGCGUUAGUGCACGGACUAGGUAUCACUGCCUCGUCAUUUGAUCGUAACUUCAGUCUCAUCACCAUCGACCUGGCUCCAUAUGUGCGUAGCAUCGCCGCGUGGGACCUUCGUCUGGAAUCUGAGAGGGUGAGAGUCAGCAAUCUGCUGUCAGCAGGCGGGACUCGCAAGAGGAAGGCCAGAACAACAAGGGCGGCACGGAGUGCACAGGAAGGCGGGCGCAGAGAAACGGUACGGAAAGAGAGAUGGUUUGACAAGAAGCUUAGCUUGCAAGCUGUGCUUGCGACGGCGGGUAAAGAUUGGGCCGGGCUGGGAGGAAGGGAGAGAGGUGAAGAUGAUAAACAGACGGAGACGGACAGGACGUCCGACGGUGGAAGUGAGCACGGCAUGGACACGGAGGGGUAG